CUUGCUGUCCCAGACACCUAUCAGCCAAAAUGAAGCCCACCGCUAUGCGCAUGAGUGACAUGCCUGGACCAAGGGUCUAUAACCUUUGGUGGGGUGACAAGGGUGUAACGCGCCAGAAGGGUAUCGUUACCUACGCCGUCUCCCCCUGGCGUCAGCGUGCCGCAAAGAACAUGAUCCGCAACUACAUCUUCAACGGCUACCGCCGUCUCUCCGGGCAGGCUGUGUACUGGAUCUUCCCCUUCGCCCUCGGCUACGGCACCUACACCUGGGCAAAGAAGUACGACGAAUGGCAGAACAGCAAGGCUGCUCACGUCGCUGGUCAUGUGCACUGAGGAUGUGCAUACCUUACUGAACGCUAUAGAAUGCAUAAUUUUACCUCAUGAUCUAUCCUUGCGACUACUGCCUCUUCAACAUAUGGAUGUUGGCC
Molecule: messenger RNA, 427 nt
Organism: Phanerochaete carnosa HHB-10118-sp
Lineage: Eukaryota; Fungi; Basidiomycota; Agaricomycetes; Polyporales; Phanerochaetaceae
Exons: 5
Coding region: 30-332 (100 amino acids)
Biological process (GO): mitochondrial electron transport, ubiquinol to cytochrome c
Source: RefSeq, a predicted model, not a curated record